Messenger RNA from Perca flavescens (yellow perch), 2334 nucleotides. RefSeq names its product testis expressed 264, ER-phagy receptor a (gene tex264a). Gene Ontology annotation, cellular component: nucleus; replication fork; autophagosome membrane. The record is from RefSeq and is a predicted model, not a curated record. Lineage: Eukaryota; Metazoa; Chordata; Actinopteri; Perciformes; Percidae. Bases 237 to 1253 code for a protein of 338 amino acids. Gene Ontology annotation, biological process: reticulophagy; protein-DNA covalent cross-linking repair. The transcript has 4 exons.
AUACCAUAAACAAACUGUCUUUCCUGUCAACUCGAACGACUGCUUUCUCCUUCGUUUCAGGUUAUUGCGACUGUGAAAACCAAAUUAAAACUGUCUCUUGUAUAGCCACGUUUUGUCGUGUGAAGCAGCUGGACCACACUCUCGGUGUGUGUAACCCGGAGGAGGACGUAUUUUUUUUUUAGGCUAGACAGAUAUUUUUGCUGAUUGCAUUGACUGCAGCUGUACGAGAAGAAAUUAUGUCUGAUUUAAUUCUGGUGCUCUUAUUAGUCGUGCUCCUGGUGUGUUUGAUUGUGACAGUUGGUGGCUUCCUGCUAUACUCGGGAAUACUGUGUGAUGUGAUUAUAAAGACUGGGCCACCUCCUGUCAAAAGUGUUACCAUUGCUUAUAAGUUCAGAGAGGGAUCAUACAAGGACUGCGGUGCAGCCUACACAGAGAGCUGCAGCAUUGGGCCACAGCUGAGCACCGUCGGUGUCUUCUACGAUGACCCCAAGCAGAGGCCAGCAGAGAAAUGUCGCUACGUGGUGGGCAGUGUCCUGUGUGAGGGUGAAGAGAAGCCAGACGAAGAACUGCAGAAGAUGUAUGAGAAGUUUGGCUUCAAGGUGUUUUCUCUACCUGAAGUGAGCCACGCUGUGACCACCAGCUUCCCCUGCUCCACCCCUUUGUCUCACGUGCUGGGACCUUACAGGGUCUACCCCAGGCUCGCUUCCUACAUUGAGGAGAGGAAGCUGUGUGCAUUCCCAACCAUUGAGAUCUGUAGCUCAGAUGUCAUCAACUAUAUGGUUCCACUGUCUCGCCAGACUGACUUCUUUGUUCCAGAGAUGAAGGAGGAGGUUACAACAGAUGUUAAAGAAGAAGACUCUGACGAGGACAGAGGAACUGACAUUACAGGUGCAGACUCCCACAGUGAUGUGAGUUCAGUGAGCGGCGGCGUGCCCUGGGACAGCAGAGAGACAUCCCUGGCUGCUUCCACAGCCGCCUCCCUGGCAUCUUCCCUGCCUCUGAGAGACGUAAUGGAUGCAAAUGAAGAUAUUAAGCACAGGGACAACAGCGAGAGGGGCUCAAACGAGUCAAUGGGCAGCGGCUCGUCCUUUGAGGAGCUUGACAUGGAUCAGGAGGAGCAGGAGGCAGGAGAAGAGCGGGAAGAGAAAGGAGAUGGAGAAGAGGCGGAGGUCCCUGAGGGUGAAGACGGAGCAAGAGAAGCAGUGGAACUGGUGGCUGAGAAGAAGGAACCCUUGGGGGAAGGAGAGGAGUAGGGAGGAUGCUGAAGAGAAAAGAGAUGAGGCCAUGUAACACCGGCAUGCUAGAGAGUUUCUCAGUUGUCGCUGGUUAUCUGUCAUGUAAUCUUGUUGGUGGAUCUAAAGCUGUUUAUGCCGUGACCAACAUGCCGUAUCUCUGCGCCUUCUAAUUCUCUUUUUGAAGCCUGUACCAUGUUAUACUGUAAUCUCAUUUUUUUUUUUUUUUUUUUUUUUUUUUAUAAUUACUGAUCCUAUAUUUAAACUCUGUCAGGAUACAACAGACAGUUCAUUUGGUUAAGUCUUCUUGGGUAAACCUAAUUUUCUCUGCACAUAGUGUGUGGCAAAUGAGAGGCAAGAUUUGUUUAACUAUAUAUUUCAUUUCAAACUGUAAUCCUGUGUGAAUCGCCACCAUUCCUUGUGACACUUCAGUUUAAGAUUAACAUCAGAUGAAGGACAUUGACGCCAGCUAUCCUGGAUCAUCAUACAGCAUCUUUUUGCCCAUGUGUAACAGUUGAUAUUGUACCCCACUUCCCAUGUCCUGACGAUUUGUCUGUAAUGUGUUGGUGUGCAUUACCCGACUUUGGUGUCUCGAUAUCCAGUAACGAUGGGGUGAAAAUGUGCAGGACCUAAUGCCGUAAAAAUAUUGACAGACCUACUGUAUUUCAGUGUGUUGUUUAAAAAAAAAAGAAAAUCCAAUGUGGAGAAUAUCUAUCACACAGGGGAUAAUUCAGAAGUCUGAGGCAGAAAGAACUUUUAUCAACACCAGUAACAUCACCAAAGCCUUCAAGUCACCAGGACUAUGAAUUACAGUAAAAUGCAAUUCAAAGAUGCAAACUUUUCCCCUUGGAUACUGUACAGAACAUUUUAUUGUCACCCUGUUGCUCAGAUAACUGCUUUAGAUUUUAACGUGAUAUUCUCUUCUAUAGUCGAUACAGUUUACAGUUCUGUUUGUAGCCAAAAUUCACUCUUUUCCAGAGACUAGUUGUGAUAUGUUCGUAGGUUGAAAUUGUUGGUGCUGUGAGACAUUGGAAGUAAUGUUCAGCACAUUGCCGUGGUUGUGUCUUUCUGUCUGUAAUAAAAUUUUCCAAUGAAAAGUUAA